Messenger RNA from Brassica napus (rape), 1113 nucleotides. Its product is annotated as mitogen-activated protein kinase 3. Gene Ontology annotation, molecular function: ATP binding; MAP kinase activity. Gene Ontology annotation, biological process: intracellular signal transduction; protein phosphorylation. The record is from RefSeq and is marked provisional. Lineage: Eukaryota; Viridiplantae; Streptophyta; Magnoliopsida; Brassicales; Brassicaceae. Gene Ontology annotation, cellular component: cytoplasm; nucleus.
AUGAACAACGCCGGCGGCCAAUAUCCUGAUUUUCCGGCGGUGCAGACGCACGGAGGACAGUUCAUAAGCUACGAUAUCUUCGGUAGUUUAUUCGAGGUCACAUCCAAGUACCGUCCUCCGAUUGUUCCAAUCGGUCGAGGCGCAUACGGCAUCGUUUGCUCUGUGUUGGAUUCGGAGACGAACGAGCUAGUGGCGAUGAAGAAGAUAGCCAACGCCUUCGAUAAUCACAUGGACGCCAAGCGUACACUUCGCGAGAUCAAGCUUCUUCGUCAUCUCGAUCAUGAAAACAUCAUAGCUAUAAGAGAUGUGGUUCCUCCACCACUUAGAAGACAGUUCAGUGAUGUUUAUAUCGCCACUGAGUUAAUGGACACUGAUCUUCAUCAAAUCAUCAGAUCCAACCAGGGCUUGUCUGAGGAACACUGUCAGUACUUCUUGUACCAGCUUCUUCGAGGGCUCAAGUACAUCCACUCGGCUAAAGUUAUCCACAGGGAUCUAAAGCCUAGCAAUCUUCUCCUGAACGCCAACUGCGAUUUAAAGAUCUGUGAUUUUGGUCUUGCUAGACCCACUUCAGAGAACGAGUUUAUGACUGAGUAUGUUGUUACCAGAUGGUAUAGAGCACCUGAGCUUCUGCUGAACUCAUCCGAUUACACUGCUGCUAUAGAUGUUUGGUCUGUUGGUUGUAUCUUUAUGGAGCUCAUGAACAGAAAGCCUUUGUUCCCUGGUAAAGACCAUGUCCAUCAGAUGCGCUUAUUGACAGAGUUGCUUGGCACACCGACAGAAUCAGAUCUCGGUUUUACACACAACGAGGAUGCCAAAAGAUACAUCCGGCAACUUCCCAACUUCCCUCGCCAGCCGUUAGCUAAACUGUUCUCUCAUGUUAACCCGUUGGCCAUUGAUCUAGUUGACAGAAUGUUGACGUUUGACCCCAACAAAAGAAUCACUGUUGAAGAAGCUCUGAAUCACCCGUACCUAGCCAAGUUGCACGACCCGAAUGAUGAGCCAAUCUGUCUAAAGCCAUUCUCUUUCGACUUUGAACAACAACCUCUAGACGAGGAACAGAUAAAAGAGAUGAUCUACAGGGAAGCCAUUGCACUCAAUCCAACAUAUGCUUAG